CACAGCGACAUAAAAAAACAUUAGAAUAAGACUUAUUUUUUGUAUUUCUUGAAAGCUAUUGAGUGUAAAAGCAAUAAUAGUUUUAUUUUAACACGGACAACAACAAAGUGUUAGCAUUCAUUAUUAUUUGUCGUUGAAAUACAUGGACGCAAUCUUCGCGACGGCCUUGAUCAAAGAGCCGUGUAAAUAAAUUAGAUUUAUUACGAAACUUGGGUUUACGAAUGCAAACGCUUUCAAAAUUUUGCUGAAGUUUGGAUCUCAUUCUGGCUCCACACCGAUCAACAGGAUCAGAAUGGCCAUGCAUUCAUAUAUGCGGGCCAACCCGAAUCAAACACAAACAAGCAGUGCAAACGAGAACCUGAGUGCCGAUGAGGUGAACGACUUCCUAAAGGACAAACAAGCCUGGGAGCACGCUAUAUCGCUCUACCAGGGACCCGAUCCGCUCGAUCACUGGUACAAUUACAUAUGUUGGUACGAAAACCAUGCUCACAGCGAUCCAGAACUUAAGUUCCGCGAAACGCUCGAACGAUGCCUCACAGUCUACGAGCACAACGAAUAUUAUAGGCAGGACGUGCGCCUCGUGCGGCUCUGGCUUAAAUACAUUGCAAUGCAGACGGACCAAUUGCGUUUCUAUCAGGUUCUAUUUCAGCGUGGCACCGGUCGCCAGGUGGCCGCAUUUUAUAUUGGCUGGGCCAGUUACUACGAGGCGCACGAGCAGUUUAAGGACGCUGAAGCAGUAUUCAACCUUGCGUUCCAAGAAAAAGCACAUAGCAGCGCUGAGCUGCAAAACGCCCACGCCAAGUUUACAUAUGUGCGCUCGUUGUUUUUCCAGCAGCAACAAGUGCAGCAACAGCAUCCGCACCAGCACCAGACACCGUCUCACGACGCUUUACAGCAGUUAACCACAUACACACAAACUCAUCACCUACAGCAAGAGAAUCAUCAGCAACAGCAACAGCCACAGCAAGAUCAUCACCAGCAACAGCAAGCCUACCCGAAUCCUGCGACAUCCACACCACUGAGGUCUCAUCACCUUCGCCAAGAUAACUUUCAUCAAUAUCAGCAGCAUCCACAGGAGCUUACAUAUCUCCCCCAUGCACAAGAACACCAGCAGCAAGCGCCGUCACAAGCUCACUACCAGCAUCAAGAACAGCCAACUCCUUCAGCACCAGCGCGCUUUGGCCAACAGUUACAUCAUCCCGCAUUUGUAGCUGCACAGAACCAAUCGCUCGCACCCUCGCACUAUUCUCCCAUGUCGGGUACCCAAAAUCGGACUCCCGCAAAUACGUACUUGGGACCACAGCUACAGGAACAGGUGUCGGUCACUGGAAGUCCUAGCCAGGGGCAACCACAGCCGCAGGAGUCCUUGACGGAAGUUGGAGGUGUGCGUUUGCCGCGAAAUUUUCAUGCUUACGGGCGGAACAACCACGAGACGUGGAAGCCAGCACUGACUCUAGAAGAACCGGACGACCCAUCACGUGUCUGUCACUACCCCAAACAGAUGGUAUACCCAGCGGGCGUGGGCAUCGAGUAUAGUCCUGAAGAACUAUUGGCGCGCAAGUAUACAGAUCUGCUGAAGCAGCGGAAACAAUUGUUGCAGGCUCAAGCGCCGCAACAGCCACUCAAUAUCAAAGCACAAGAGCAGACGCAUCAUGCGCAAGAACCCACUUAUAGAGAUGGACAGCAACAGGAUCUCUCCGACUCCUAUCAAAAGGAGGCAUCCUACUGCAUGACGGCAAUGGAUGGUAAAGGUAACGAAGCAAAUUCUGAAGUUGGCGGUGAUGAGGAAGGGGAGGAGGAGGAGGAGGAUCACCAACCAGAGCAAUCAGACGAAGAGUCAGAUGAGGAGGGCUCCGAUCAGCAGGACAACGAUGCAGAGCCGGUGAAGCAGGUUUACUCCAAUGGCGUGGACGUCGAAAUGCAAUUUAGAACACAGACAACCUUUGAGCAACAGAAUCGCUCUAUAAAGAUGAAAUUUAAAAAAGAACGCACAUUAGAGUGCAGCACAUAUAGUGCCUAUACAAUCGAAAGCAUUGACCAUCAGCAUCCAGAGUUGCCGUCAGCGACACCAGCACCCGAACCUAUGCGCAAGUUUGCCACUUCGUCCAAGCUGUUGCAAGACUAUAGUGGAGCUACUACAAUGCAGCGCCAGCGAAACGAAAGCCAUCAUUUCCACCCGUAUCUUCUGGGCCACACCUCCACACCAAAAAGCACAGCAAAUGAGAGCAGGCGUGCGCGCGCCAAGGCGAAACAAGGCAAGUUUCAAUCUGAACUGUGCAGCAACAGUAACUCAUCCUGCUCAGUGGUGGACCAGGUGGCAAACGGUGUCGAGCCUGGCGUUGUCCAUGCAGAUUUUGAAGCUGCCUCUGCGCCAAUACACAACGCUACCUUCAAUGACAAUGCCAACUUCUCGUUCUCCAGUGCCGGUGGUCUGGACAAUUCGAAUGGCUCGCUAGCGCUAGCUGUGGAUAGACUUAAUUUUCGUGAAGCCACACAUGUUGCUGGCGUUGGCAAUAAAUCGCUGCCUGCGCACAACAAUAACAACAACCACAUGCCUGCACAGAGCACAACAACAAGCACAUUGGCGGACUUCUCCACAUUUCAGGAAAACUCUUACUUCGCUACGCAACACGAUGCAGAGGCACAGGAACGCCGUCUUUCAAAGGCGCUGGAGACAAUUGCACGUCACCUGGGCAAAGAAGCGAUCGAUCCGUUCAACAGCGAGCUCUGCCGCGCCUUUUUGGCUAAACUCAAUUUUCCUGGGGACAACGACGCCCAUGCCAGCUAUAAAGUUGUGCAAACACCGCUGCCGAAAAUCUCGAACACGCGCACCCUUAACGUCCUUGACAGCGUGCAGUUCAACAUUGACAAAGAGGUGGGUCGCGGUUCCUAUGGGUCCGUGUACAAGGCAACUGACACUCGCACCGGUAACGUUGUGGCGCUUAAAUACCAGAAGCCGCCAAAUACUUGGGAGAUCUAUAUAUGUGAUCAGGUGCUACGACGCAUACGGGAGCCCGAAGUGCUGCCAGGCCUUAUGGAUAUAUCGACUGCGAUUAUCGCACCGAAUGCCAGCCUUAUUGCCACUGAGUUUUCGCCUUUCGGUUCGCUGCUGGACAUUAAUAAUAAGAUACGUCAAGCCACCACAAAAGUGAUGCACGAGUCUCUGGUUAUGCACUUUUCAUCGCAGAUCUGCAACAUUGUCGACCAUUUGCAUCGACAGCACAUCAUUCAUGCGGACAUUAAGCCCGACAACUUUCUGCUAAUGCGCGUACCAAGUGUCGAGAAUGCCGAACCCUCGCUGCGGCUGAUUGAUUUUGGAUGCGCAAUCGACAUGUCGCUUUUUCCCGACGCCGAACAAACCAAGUUCCGCAAGGUGGUGCAGACGGAUGGCUUUACAUGCAUCGAAAUGCAGGAGGGCCGCUCAUGGUCAUACGAAACAGAUCUUUUUUGUAUUGCCAGCACCGUGCAUGUCAUGCUCUUUGGCGAGUAUAUGCAGCCGCAGAAACGAGCCGCCGGCUGGGAAAUACGUCAAAAGUUGCCACGCUAUUUAAAGAAGCACGUGUGGUCGAAGUUCUUCUGCGAUCUGCUCAAUAUGCAAGCCGACAAGUUGCCCCAGCUACAGCAAAUGCGUGAAAUCUUUGAUGAGGAAUGUUGCCGCAUGGACUCCGAACUGCAGAAACAAAUACGCACCCUCUCUAACAUUCUACAUCGGCGAUAACCAACGCCAGUGUCA
Messenger RNA from Drosophila montana, 3733 nucleotides. RefSeq names its product Bub1 kinase (gene Bub1). Gene Ontology annotation, biological process: mitotic spindle assembly checkpoint signaling; meiotic sister chromatid cohesion, centromeric; protein phosphorylation. Lineage: Eukaryota; Metazoa; Arthropoda; Insecta; Diptera; Drosophilidae. Gene Ontology annotation, molecular function: protein kinase activity; ATP binding. The coding region runs from base 293 to 3718 and encodes 1141 amino acids. The record is from RefSeq and is a predicted model, not a curated record. Gene Ontology annotation, cellular component: nucleus. The transcript has 4 exons.